This is a messenger RNA of Exophiala dermatitidis NIH/UT8656, 1708 nucleotides long. RefSeq names its product anthranilate phosphoribosyltransferase. Bases 355 to 1623 code for a protein of 422 amino acids. Gene Ontology annotation, biological process: L-tryptophan biosynthetic process. Gene Ontology annotation, cellular component: cytosol. The transcript has a single exon. Gene Ontology annotation, molecular function: anthranilate phosphoribosyltransferase activity. The record is from RefSeq and is a predicted model, not a curated record. NCBI's taxonomy places the organism in Eukaryota, Fungi, Ascomycota, Eurotiomycetes, Chaetothyriales, Herpotrichiellaceae.
ACGAGAAUGGUAUCUGUGAAUACAGUUAAAGAGUUCAUAGGCUUAAAGUUCUUGUUGAAAGGUUUCGCGACGACCGAAGCGGCCCUCGUGUGCCCUCUCUGGGUUAUUGUUGGUCACCUUAGAAGUACCUGUUGGCCCAAGCUAUUGCCGCCUUUAGCUGUGGUCCACCGCGAAAGCGCGCCUGCGAUAGGCGGAGAUAGAUCUGACUUUGAUCGACUCCGAGUCAACAUCGAGUCAUAUUUACCUCGAGGGGUACCUUGAUCCUCUGCCCUGGGCUGCAUACCGUAUCCUUUUACACUUGGUUAAUCGAACCUGUCUCACCGCGCCUCAUUGAAGGCAUUGCUGAUCUCGGAUAUGGCGACUCCUAACCCAUAUGUCUCAAUAGCGCCUCUUUUGAAAAAGCUCUCUGCGCCAGCCCCGCAGGACAACCAUGUCGACGCCGAAGACAUCGCGCUCGCCUUCUCGAGGACAUUUGAGAACAGACUGAAUGGGACACAACUCGCCUCUCUCUUAACAUUGCUACACUCGACGCGCAACGACCGACGACCGGACGUCAUUGCAAAAUGCGCCGAAGCAAUGCGCGAUGCCGCGGUACAAGUUGACAAGCAAAAGUUGAAGAAGGCUGUCGCAAAGAGACGACGGAAACUGGGAGAAUACAGAGGAGGUCUUUGCGACAUCGUUGGCACCGGCGGCGAUGCACACUCUACCUUCAACAUCUCGACGACCUCGUCCAUCAUUGCUUCUCCGAUCUUGUUGAUGGCGAAGCACGGUAACAGAGCUCAGACAUCUAUGUCGGGAUCCGCAGAUGUCCUAAAUGCCGUUACUCCUCGACCGCCAAAACUCGAAGCUCUAACGGCCGAGCACCUACCCGCCGCUUAUGAACACACCAACUACACGUUCUUGUUUGCGCCGAACUAUCACCCUGGCAUGAAACACGCAGCGACCGUGCGCCGGGAGCUGGGCCUUCGUACCAUCUUCAACUUACUGGGACCUUUGGCCCAUCCUGUCGACGCGUCUAUCGAAGCUCGAGUCUGCGGAGUCGCAUAUCAAGAACUUGGGCCAACCUUUGCCGAGGCUCUGAUUCUUUCGGGGGCGACAAAGGCCAUGGUGGUGUGCGGACAGGAAGAUCUGGAUGAGAUCAGUUGUGCGGGAAAGACAAACUGCUGGCUGUUAAGAGAGUCAAAGAACCCUCAAUAUGAGGGCAACUGGGACGAUGAAGACGAGGAUGCUACAAGCGACGACGAGGCGCCUCCGAAAUACAUCACCAAAGUGGAAAAGUUCGAGAUCGAGCCGGCCGACUUUGGUCUUCCAAGCCAUCCACUAUCAGAGGUUGGAGGCGGCAAACUGCCUAGACAGAACGCCGAAGUCUUGAUGAGCAUUCUGCGCAACGAGAGAAGUCCCGACGACCCGAUUUUGCAUUUUGUCCUCAUGAACGUCGCGGCACUUUUCGUGGUGAGUGGCGCCUGUGAGGCAGAUACCUGCGAAAGUGGCCCAGUCAUCAAGGAACGAGGUCCUGGAGGGGGUCGCUGGAAAGAGGGCGUGAAAAAGGCACGAUGGUGCAUAGAAAGCGGGAAAGCUUUGGAGGAAUUUCAAAAGUUCAUAGACUUUACCAACAGCCUGUAGAACAGGACUUGGUAUCAAAAAAAUAGACCCUUGCCGCCAUUCAUCUUGUGGCAUACUGCCAAAACCGUGUCCUUUUUCUUUUUCG